Eutrema salsugineum is the source of this 1928-nucleotide messenger RNA. Its product is annotated as SUPPRESSOR OF GAMMA RESPONSE 1. Gene Ontology annotation, biological process: regulation of DNA-templated transcription. Gene Ontology annotation, cellular component: nucleus. NCBI's taxonomy places the organism in Eukaryota, Viridiplantae, Streptophyta, Magnoliopsida, Brassicales, Brassicaceae. The record is from RefSeq and is a predicted model, not a curated record. Bases 219 to 1622 code for a protein of 467 amino acids. The transcript is spliced from 6 exons. Gene Ontology annotation, molecular function: transcription cis-regulatory region binding; DNA-binding transcription factor activity.
CGGGACAAAGAUUUUAUAUUUUCUCCAAAAUCUUUUUUCUUUCUCUUCUAGCCAAAAAGAAAAGUGAAACAGUACUUGAGUUAUUUGUUUGUAUCGAUUUGGGUGUCGAGAAAACUUCAAAACCCAAAUAUCAAUUCACACUUUGAGAGAGUUGUCUAGGGUUUUUUUUUGGGGAUUCUGCUUCUCUUCGUUCUGAUCUUUUUCUUCAUCGAGCUCUCAUGGCUGGGCGAUCAUGGCUGGUUGAUAAACACCGUUUUGCAACCAAGAUUAAGAAUGCAUCGGCUAGUUCUGACCCGCGCCAAGUGGUGUACAGCAGCAAUCCUACAAGACAUUGUCCCAACUGUCAUCACGUCAUUGACAACAGCAAUGAAGUUGAUGAUUGGCCAGGAUUGCCUCGAGGUGUGAAAUUCGAUCCAUCUGAUCCAGAGAUCAUAUGGCAUUUGCUUGCAAAAUCUGGUUCAUCGGGUUUAACUUCCCACCCUUUCAUUGAUGAGUUCAUCCCAACCGUCAAUCAAGAUGAUGGAAUCUGUUACACUCAUCCUAAGAACUUACCAGGUGUCAAGAACGAUGGAACCGUGUCCCACUUCUUCCAUAGAGCAAUCAAAGCUUACAGCACAGGAACUCGAAAGCGUAGAAAGAUUCACGAUGAUGAUUUUGGCGAUGUGCGCUGGCAUAAGACAGGAAGAACAAAACCGGUUGUGUUGGAUGGUGUUCAAAGAGGCUGCAAGAAAAUAAUGGUUCUCUAUGGUGGCAAAGCCGUGAAAACGAACUGGGUGAUGCACCAAUAUCACUUGGGAACAGAUGAAGAUGAGAAGGAAGGUGAUUACGUUGUUUCUAAGAUAUUCUACCAGCAGCCACAGCAGCAAGUUGCAGUCAAGCAAGGUGAUAAGGAUGAACAGGAAGUCUCUGAAGAUAUCUUUGCUGCAAUGACUCCAAAAGCGGAUCCUGUCACACCAAAGUUGUUUACACCCGAGCCUCGACAGGUUGUCCGUCUUUGCUCUGAUUCUCACAUCGCCAAUGACUAUGCUACUCCUCAUGACUAUGUGACUGCCCGUGAGGUUUCUCUUGCUGAGACAACUGAGGCAAUGUAUAUGGAAGAUGAGGUUCAGGGGGUUCAACUUAAUCAUGGAAGACCAAGUUUCGAGUAUGAGCGUGAGCCUGAGACCGGGAUUGAAAACCUUGAAAAUGAAAUGAUAGAUGAUAACGAAGACAAAGAGAAGGAUAAAGAAGAUGAAAACGACCAAGAAGACAAAGAGAGGGAUAGAGAAGAUGAAAACCAAGCAGAGGAAGAUCCGAAUUGGCCGGACAGUGGAUCUCAGUUUAUCUUGAACUCGCAACAGCUUGUGGAAGCCUUGUCUCUUUGCGGUGAUCUCUUGCAGACGGGGUCGCAGGAGAGAGAAGAAAACACAAACAAUGGAGGCUCAAGGAAUAAACAACCAUGUUUUGCUGACUACGCAAAUCUAGGAACAGAAGACUUCAAAAGGGAUCUGGAGGAAUGUCAGAAAAUCGUUCUUGAUCCCUCCAACAUAGACCUCGAUACUCCACCUGAGUUUCGUCUGAGCCAGCUGGAAUUUGGAUCACAGGAUAGCUUUCUCGCUUGGGGCACUGGAAAGACUGACUGACUGACCAAACAGAAAUCCCACGAGAUUGGGACGGACAACGGAACUCAUCGAUAUUUUUUGUUUGGUUGGCAAAACGGUGCCACGCUGAUGAAUGAUAUUUUCACUGUAGCCUGUAGGCCUCAAGUGCUUGAUUUAAGGAUGUUUUUGGUUUUUGUUUUUUUUUUGUUUUUUUUUUUUUUUCGGGUUAAGAACAACUACUUUGGAGCGUGUCUCCGAUCUAACAUUCCAUGUCCGUAAGUAUAUAAUGCUUUUGAGAAUUUUACAAGUCCAAAACCUCCAUGUAUGGGCUCUAAAUCAAUAGGAAAC